GGGUAGGAGGCAAAGUAGAUUGGAAACUCCAGGGACAACAACACGAGGAUGAUCAAGGAUUGAUGAGCACGUCCGAUGACCCCGUCAAGGACUACCACUUAUGAAGGUGUAAUUGUUGUGCAUCCUUGUUGACCCCCAAAGGUCGGGUUGAGCCUCUGCAGCACCGCCUCAUCGACUCGGCCAGCCGCCAAGAGAAAGCGCGAGAAAACCCUUUGAAAAGUUCUUCUCCGGUCAGCACGAGUCCCCGCAUUUGUUUGGAAGAGGCCUCAACUCCGGUUCACUUACCCCUCCAUCUACCCUCUUACCUGCCUGCCUGCCUGCCUGCCUAUUUAUUCAAGUAAUUGUCUGCGACGGGUCUCUACGGCUCAUCACCAUUUCAACCGAGUGGCUGCAACGUGGAAAAGGUCGAUCUGUUAGGUACCAUGAUGGCCUUGAUGAGCGGUGGUUUUGCCGUGAGCUCCAAACUGUCAUGAAGGUCACUUACUAAGCCAUCAACCUCUAUCUGAAGCCCUAGAACAAAAAAAUAGAAGACCAGUCCAUUCGAGAUUUGAAGUUGACAUCUUCAGUGUGGGAUUGGUUAGCGGUCUGACCGUGUGGGCGGAAUGUCCCAAGAAGAACCCCAAGUUAUGACGGGGUUGAUGCCAGAUGUCAAGUCCUCGGACGCGUCCACCACGUCUGAUUGCUAUUCCGCCGAUCCCUCCUCCGAGGGCUUAACCGGACUUGCAUCCUCGGAUUCACACACGCUGAAUGAGGGACCCUCGGACCAUCAUGACCUACGCCCUUCCGACUCGUCCGAAGGUUUGGCUGAUGCCAUGGGCAGCGGAGCCGGUGCUGGCAAUGGUGGCGGGCGAUUACGCCGCCUCAAAGACAGCCCACCCAUGACUCAAGUGGGAAGUGGAUUGCGUCGACCCCAGACGGGCGUGGGUAGCGGGCUACUCAAUCUAACCGAAGGGGCUGGUCCCAUCGUGCAGGGAGUCAUGGCGUUGCCUUGGUGGGGCCAGGAAGAGAAGGCCAUGGAUCUGUCCAAAGCUUUAGCUCUCAAAGUGCGCGAGACUUGCCAGACCGUUAAACACCUCACUGAUAUGAUGUACGUACUUCACUCGCAAGCCUUGGAAUCCGAAACAUUUGGCUUUCAAGUAGCCUUCCUUUUUGGCAGUCUGAGUCAAUUAGAGCUUGAAGGGGUCAAAUGCCGAAACAUCUUUCUGCGCAAGAUUCAAGAUGAUUUCAGCCGCCUCCCAGACCUGGAAAUCUCCACAAAAUUGAACUUAGUGACUUUGCUGUGUCAGGUCUUCCGACGUGUUAGGGUGGCAGAUGGAACCACCAUUGACGCGCUCUCGGGUCCCAUUAUGACGUGUCUCAUGGAUGUGUUGGACCAUCCCACUGACUCGAGUUUGAUCGUGUUUUCUAAACAAGUGCAGAUUGUGGGUCCUGAGUUACAACGCAUUGUCCCCGAAAAGUUUUCAGAGUUGUUGAAACGAGUGAGGUUAUGUCUAAUCCGAAGCCCGAGCUCGAAUCAAUCCCAAGCAUUAUCUGGCCCGGCCUUGGGCUGUAUCCUUCUUGUUCUUGAGCUAAGUUUAAGCCGCUGGAAACUGACUCAUACCUUGGAGGAUUUUUUUGCCCAAGAAAUGCCCACUUAUUCACGAUUCUCUCCCAUGGACGUGAGUAAUACUAAUAUCGUGCUGGACAAUUUGCCUCAUGUGGAAAAGGUGCCAUGCAACAAUACACAAGAGAAGAAUUUAGCUCUUCUGGCUGCCCUAGCUCUCCAGCAACCUCUUCCGAUUUCUUCUCCGAUGGACAUGCGUCCACCAAUGAUACUUCCGGAUGUGUCUGUGCCUCCUCCAAAUUUUCGUCCUAUUCAUCCUGGUAACACUAUGCCCCCUUCAGUGCAGAAACCGAUGGGGAAAAACUACGGGCCACCGGCAUUCCGAUCGGCCGGGGGUAUUUCAUCUUGGGAUGAAGAUCUACCGGGCGAAAUCGGAAAUCGUGCAAGUCACUUUGUAGAUCCCAUGCAAGCCCAAGAUCUGAACUCUUUCGGGGCCAUGGGAGACAGUUUUCUUGGACGAGAUGCCUUGGCUGUGCGCAAUGUCUCUCACCAACCACCAGGUAAUAAUAUCAUUCUGUCAGGAGGGCUGGGCGGUGCCUUGGGCAUGAACUCCCCCAGAAAUGAUUUUGGUCUCAUGGAAAGUCACUCGAGUAGUCUAGGCCCCCCAGCCACUGCACCAGCAGGCAUGGUCCCUUGGAGUACGGGGAGUAAUGAACGGCACCAAGAUCGGACUCCUUUCGGCGGAAAUUGGUCCAGAUCAAACUCCAUGAAGGAAAGUGAAACCAACUACCGUGGAAAAGGGUUGUCGAGGCGAAGUACCGAAAAUAACUCUUGGGGAUCUACUCCCUCCAAUUCGGAGUGGCAGAAUGAUUCAUCCACGUGGAACAAAGAUCCCACUCCACCUAUUUGGGGUGGCAGUGAAGAUCCGAGCCGAUUGUCCUCUGGCAGAGUGGGUGUGAGCGACUGGUCAUCUCAACAGCCAAUGCAACAACAACAGCCACCGCCCCAGCAACUACCCCCUCCCAUGUUGCACCAGCCGCAAAGGUCGAAUUUUGAGGCUCCACGCCGAGUGAGCUCGUUUACCGAGCCGUCCGUGUCCCGGGACUUUGACUACAACGUGCCCUCUGCGGGGGGCUCUUCUUCCUCCUCCUCCUCAAAACAGCUGAUCAGCGGAGCCACGAGCUGGAGUCCUGUGGCGGCACACGCCGAAGAGUCUUCGGGCUGGGGUACCCCUCCUAGGAAGGACACGAAUGGCUCGGGCUGGGGACAGAUGCCCUCCACAGUUCCGCCUAUGGGGUCUGGUGCCAACGGCAACAGCGAUGAUGCCACUCCAUACAGUAUAGAUACUUGGGGGGAAUCGGUUCCUAACAAUUCAAGCAGUUCGACCAAUAUUCACGUAUCAGCAAAACCUUGGGACGUGGACGACUAGUCACGGGUGGUGGGUGACCUUUCCCCUUGACACCCCUUCACAUUUAAAUUGACAACCGAUCCACCGCGAUCAUUCUCAUGUCAUCGGAAGUGAUUUUACAUGCUCAAUCAUCAGUCUUAUUCAUAACGUGGCUAUUGACGAUCGAUUCAUUAACCAUCAUCCUACUAUUAGAAUGGAGGUUUGUCUGCCGAUACUCCAGCCUUCACAGCGCUAUCUCCAUGAAUCUGUGCUUUACCUUAGGGUGGGAGCAUCAUCUAUAUUAUCAUUCACCAUCAUUUUGAUUACUAUUAUCAUUACCACUAUUACAAUCAGCAGCAUCUUCAUGAGCAUCGACGAACAUCAUUACCACCCCUAUUAUUAUAAUCACGCAUUAGCAGCAUUAGUACUACUUUUAUCGCGAUAAUAAUUGUCCGGUCUCAUCAACAUCCUUCUUGUGUUAUUGUUUCCUCAAGUCUUACCAAGUUCAUGCAUUCGCUGUUAACUACCUAAAGAAAUAAUAUAAAACUACUGGACUUA
Molecule: messenger RNA, 3488 nt
Organism: Tigriopus californicus
Lineage: Eukaryota; Metazoa; Arthropoda; Copepoda; Harpacticoida; Harpacticidae
Exons: 2
Coding region: 603-2972 (789 amino acids)
Biological process (GO): regulation of translational initiation
Cellular component (GO): cytosol
Molecular function (GO): translation activator activity
Source: RefSeq, a predicted model, not a curated record